GAGAGAGCGCGCUUCAGAUCAUCAGACUAAUCCAGUUCGCGACAGUGCAGUGUUUAACCCUUGAGGACGGCAGGUUACGCGCUGCGCACACGCCAUUCUAUAGUGAUUCAUCAACUGCGUGUAGGAUAUUUACUGAGAAUGAAGCAACGGUUUAAGUAGCAGUAGUUACCUCGCUAUUGUAAUGUCGAGGUUUUGUGGCUUUAAGAAACUACAGUAGGCUUGUUUAUAGUCAUUAUUACCAUUCAGGAUCUACAGCGCGAGUUGAUCGGCUUCUUUAAAUCCUGACUUGUGCAUUAUCCACCUGUAACACCAUUUAAGAUGUCACCGGGCUGAUUUUUUUGUUUAAGGUUUUCUAAGGCAGCUUAUUUACGAUUCCUAACAAUGACCAUGAGCGGUGUAAACACUGAAGCAUCUACGCCGCUCGACCUGAGGACCACAACAAGAGACAUCACAGACCGAACUACAGGACCAACCAGAACACAAGUAGAGGAUCGGACGCCAAAGAGCGAGGAAGUGGAGUGCACUUCCAGAGGAUCUCCUUCCCUUUCGCCUGCGAUUAAACCGGACAGCAAAGCAUGCAAGGACAGCCCGGCUAUCGUGCCAUCUAAGGUGAAGUGUGAGGGGCUGGCUGCCAGUGUUGCCAAGUCACCGGAGAGCUCUACCUCAAAACUUCCGAUAAGAAAACGUCCUGUCCGUCCGGAACACAAACCUCCGGAGCAGACAGAAAGCACGGCGGUAGAGCCACCGGUCAAGAUUUUAAAGACAGAUUUAAGUCCUAGUCCUGCGAUAGAGUCCAAGUGCAUCAGUGUUUGCAGGGAAUUGAACGCAGAAUCGCAGCAGUUGGUUCCUAACCCGGUUCCCGGAGCAGUACAUAGCGACUUUCAGACAUCUCCAAGCGCUCCACCAUACUGCACAUACGGUCACCAUCCCCUGCUUACAUUUCCCACCCUUAACCAAUUCGAAGAUGGUCGCCUGCGGUACGAGGUAGAUUUGGCAACACACCAGGAUGAAGAUGGAGAUACGGCUCUACACAUUGCUGUGGCACAGGAAAAAGAGCCUGUAGUUCACUGUCUGAUCCACAUUUUGUGUCAAGCACGCAAAGACCUGGACUUAUAUAAUAACCUAAGACAGACUCCUCUACACUUAGCAGUCAUUACUCAUCAGCCUAGAGUGGUGAAGGCUCUUCUUCAGGGAGGAGCAGACCCUGGAGCACUGGACCGUAAUGGACAGACAGCAUUGCAUCUUUGCUGUGAGCACCAACAGGAUGUUUGUCUACAUAUAAUACUCUCCCACCUCUCCCAAUUAUCAAGCUUCCAUUCAGCCUGCCUAAACAGCAGGAACUUUGAAGGCUUAACACCACUCCACCUAACUGUUCAGGAUGGAAAUAAAAAGUUGGCAAAAAUGUUACUGGACAGUGGAGCUGACAUCAAUGCUGUAGAUAUUAAGAGUGGUCGUAGUCCACUCAUACAUGCUGUGGAGAAGAGCUGUAUGGAGAUGAUCAACUUCCUCCUUGAGAAUGGAUGCAAUGUGAACUCCCAGUCAUACAGUGGAAACACAGCUCUCCAUAUUGCUUGUGGCCGGGGAGAGGUUGAGGCUGUCAGAGUCUUACUGAAAAAUGGAGCUGACAGCAGUCUAAAGAAUUACCACAAUGAUACUGCUGUCAUGGUGGCCAAGAACAAGAAGGUCUCUGAUGUUUUACGUGGAAAGCCUUCACGAGGUCACAAUCUGAAAACACAAACCAGCUUCAAUGGUACCCCAUCUCCAAACCACUUAAGCCUUUCCCCGCUGGCCACUCCCAAUCCCCAUCGCAGUGCAUCUCUCUCUCCAACAGCUCCACACACCUAUUCACCACAGAGUCAAUCAGGAGACAGCAGAUCAGGGAACCUGUCACCAGCGGAAAUGCAAGAAUACGAAUAUGUGCUUCCUAUAUAUCCCUUUAUCCAAGCACCCUGUUUUGACCCACAUAUACAUUUAAUGACAGGUCACUCUACUUACCAUCCCAAUUUUGUACAAAGACAACCCUAUCCCUCAGAUACAAAAUUCAUCCUUAUUCCACCCAGGAAUAUGCCUGUCUCUCUUCAGUCACUAUCCCAGUCCACUGGCAUACAGUCACGGCCCUCCAGUCAUAACAGUGAUCAAUCUGACAUAUCUAACCUUAGUACAAGCACUGGGGAAAAAACAUAAGCAGAUGGAGAAAUGUCUAUAUACUUGCACAUGUUUUUACUGAACAUUUAAUAAGGAGUCUGGAUAGAUGUGGCGGGCCCAUCUUAAAAGAUUUUUUUCAUGUAGCCUAUAAUUUAUGCUCAGAUGGAAUAUUGUCUUAAUUGCUUUGAUUUGUUAUGGUUCUAUUUUAAAACAAUCUCAUUCUAUCUGAGAUGAGAAAUAUUGUUUUAUAAAAAGUAUAUAUAUAUAUAUAUAUAUAUAUAUAUAUAUAUAUAUAUAUAUAUAUAUAUACACGCUCUGUCAAGUUAAUAGAGGUUAAAACAACUAUUAUUUAUACAUGUUUUAUACAUACAGUAAAGAUGAAAGUCUUAAAGAUGAGUAUAUCCUUCACAUUUCAACUAUUUUAGUAUCUUCUCAAGGGACUUUACUAUAGAAAUGAAACAUACAUAGAAAUGUAUUCUGCUUGGCAGGACCAUACAAAUUUGUGUAUCUUGUAUUAAAGCAGCUAAAAUGUGGUGCUUUGAGUACAAUUUUCUCACACUGACCACUGGAUGUUCGACAUGGCACCUCAUAGCAAAGAACUCUUUGAGGAUUUGGGAAUUAGAAUUGUUGCUCUCCACAAAGAGGCCUAGACUAUAAAGAAGAUCAGUAACACCCUGAGUUACAGUGCCGUGUACAGGGUCAUACAGAGGUUUUCCAAGAUGGGUUCCACUUGAAACAGGCCUCAAAAAGGUCCAUUACAUAAUUUGAGUCCUUGUGCUGUGUGUCAGAUGCAGAAGCAGGCUUUAAAAAAAAGAUGCAUGAGUGCUGCCAGCAUUGCUUUAGAGGUUGCAGAAGCAGAAAGUUACGCUUAUCGUCACUCAGACCAUAUGCCACACACUGCAAUAAGUCGUUUUGCAUGGCCAUCAUCCACGAAGCAAGCCUCUUUUUAAGCUGGCUCACAAGAAAGCCUGAAAGUUUGCUGAGGACAACCUGUCCAAAAGCAUUUUCUGGAACCAUGUCCUGUGGUCUGAUGUUGAGUUUUCAGAGGACAGUAAAUCUGUACUGCUAUACAAACUGCACAUUGACUUCUGUAAAAUAUAUCCAAGUUUUAUUUCUGUAGUAUUGUCCCUUGAAAAGAUACUAAAAUGAUUGCUGCAUGUGUGCGCAUAUAUAUAUAUAUAUAUAUAUAUAUAUAUAUAUAUAUAUAUAUAUAUAUAUAUAUAUAUAUAUAUAUAUAUGCGCACACAUACAUAUUUGGGUCAAAAAGUCUGAGACUGCAUUUUUCAUUGUUGUAAUGUUAAAAGAUUUCUGCAACAUAGUACCAUGGAAAAGUAUUUUUACCCUUCCGGAUUUAUUUUUUUAUUUUUUUGCAUAUUUGUCACAAUUAAAUUAUUCAGAUCAUUAA
Molecule: messenger RNA, 3550 nt
Organism: Silurus meridionalis
Lineage: Eukaryota; Metazoa; Chordata; Actinopteri; Siluriformes; Siluridae
Gene: bcl3
Product: BCL3 transcription coactivator
Exons: 9
Coding region: 382-2184 (600 amino acids)
Molecular function (GO): protein binding
Source: RefSeq, a predicted model, not a curated record